This is a messenger RNA of Glycine soja, 3133 nucleotides long. RefSeq names its product subtilisin-like protease SBT1.4. Gene Ontology annotation, molecular function: serine-type endopeptidase activity. The transcript has 2 exons. Gene Ontology annotation, biological process: proteolysis. NCBI's taxonomy places the organism in Eukaryota, Viridiplantae, Streptophyta, Magnoliopsida, Fabales, Fabaceae. The coding region runs from base 96 to 2423 and encodes 775 amino acids. The record is from RefSeq and is a predicted model, not a curated record.
UUCUUGUUGUAUCUGGAUCAACCAAUGAACACGAAACUAGGUCAUUAUUAACCAUCCCUCCAAUAGUGAAGGAACCCAACACUAAUAUCAUUAUUAUGGCUUCUCCAUUCUCACUCUUGUUCUUAUUCCUGUCCUUGUGUUUCUCUGCUUCCUCAUCCUCAUCGGACGACGCUCCACGAACCUACAUCAUCCACGUGGCGCAAUCCCAGAAGCCCAGUCUCUUCACCUCACACAAAACCUGGUACUCCUCUAUCCUCCGCUCCCUCCCUCCCUCCUCACCCCCCGCCACCCCCCUCUACACCUACUCCUCCGCCGCCGCCGGCUUCUCCGUCCGCCUCAGCCCCUCCCAAGCCUCCCUCCUCCGCCGCCACCCCUCCGUCCUCGCCCUCCUCCCCGACCAAAUCCGCCAUCCCCACACCACCCACACCCCGCGCUUCCUCGGCCUCGCCGACUCCUUUGGCCUCUGGCCCAACUCCGACUACGCCGACGACGUAAUAGUCGGCGUCCUCGACACCGGAAUCUGGCCGGAGCUCAAGAGCUUCUCCGACGAAAACCUCUCCCCAAUCUCCUCCUCCUCCUCAUGGAAAGGCUCCUGCCAAUCCUCACCCGACUUCCCUUCCUCCCUCUGCAACAACAAAAUCAUCGGCGCCAAAGCCUUCUACAAAGGCUACGAAUCCUACCUCGAAAGACCAAUCGACGAAUCUCAGGAAUCGAAAUCGCCACGCGACACCGAAGGCCACGGCACGCACACCGCCUCCACCGCCGCAGGCGCCGUCGUCUCCAACGCAAGCCUCUUCCACUAUGCGCAGGGCGAAGCCAGAGGAAUGGCUACGAAAGCAAGAAUCGCAGCCUAUAAGAUCUGCUGGAAGCUAGGUUGCUUCGACUCUGACAUCCUCGCCGCCAUGGACGAGGCUGUCUCCGACGGCGUCCACGUCAUCUCGCUCUCCGUCGGCGCGUCCGGCUACGCGCCCCAGUACUACCGUGACUCAAUCGCCGUGGGAGCGUUCGGCGCUGCCAGACACAACGUUCUCGUCUCGUGCUCCGCCGGAAACUCAGGACCUGGUCCUUCCACCGCUGUUAACAUAGCACCGUGGAUUUUAACCGUCGGAGCUUCCACCGUCGACAGAGAGUUUCCGGCAGACGUGAUCCUCGGAGACGGAAGAGUCUUCGGUGGGGUGUCUUUGUAUUACGGCGAAAAAUUACCUGAUUUUAAGCUUCCAUUGGUUUACGCUAAGGAUUGUGGAAGCAGGUACUGUUACAUGGGAUCUCUAGAAUCUUCCAAAGUGCAAGGAAAAAUUGUUGUUUGUGACAGAGGAGGGAAUGCUAGAGUUGAAAAGGGAAGUGCAGUGAAACUUGCUGGUGGGUUGGGAAUGAUUAUGGCCAACACUGAAGCCAACGGUGAAGAGCUUCUUGCAGAUGCGCAUCUUUUAGCAGCUACUAUGGUGGGUCAAGCCGCUGGGGAUAAGAUUAAGGAGUAUAUAAAGCUGAGUCAGUACCCAACAGCAACGAUUGAGUUCAGAGGAACUGUGAUUGGUGGUUCAGAACCUUCUGCUCCUCAAGUUGCUUCCUUUUCUAGCCGUGGACCCAACCAUCUUACAUCGCAGAUUCUGAAGCCUGAUGUUAUUGCUCCGGGGGUUAAUAUCUUAGCAGGGUGGACUGGGCGUGUGGGGCCCACGGAUUUGGACAUUGAUCCUAGGAGGGUCGAGUUUAACAUAAUUUCGGGUACUUCUAUGUCGUGUCCUCAUGCGAGCGGCAUUGCUGCGUUGCUUAGGAAGGCUUAUCCUGAGUGGUCACCUGCGGCGAUUAAGUCUGCAUUGAUGACCACGGCUUAUAAUGUGGAUAAUUCUGGGGGGAGCAUUAAGGAUCUUGGAAGUGGGAAGGAGUCAAAUCCGUUUAUUCAUGGUGCUGGACAUGUUGAUCCCAAUAGGGCUAUUAACCCUGGCUUGGUUUAUGAUUUGGACACUGGUGACUAUGUGGCGUUCUUGUGUUCUGUUGGGUAUGAUGCUAAUCAGAUUGCGGUUUUCACUAGAGAGCCUGCUGCUGAAAGUGUUUGUGAAGGGAAAGUGGGGAGGACUGGGAAGUUGGCGAGUCCCGGUGACUUGAAUUACCCUUCUUUCGCGGUGAAGUUGGGUGGGGAAGGUGAUUUGGUCAAGAAUAAACGGGUUGUUACUAAUGUGGGAAGCGAGGUUGAUGCUGUUUACACUGUUAAGGUCAAUCCUCCACCUGGUGUUGGUGUUGGUGUGUCUCCCAGCACGAUUGUGUUCAGUGCCGAAAACAAGACACAGGCGUUUGAGGUCACGUUUAGUAGAGUUAAGUUGGAUGGCUCUGAGAGUUUUGGCUCCAUUGAGUGGACUGAUGGAAGUCAUGUUGUGAGGAGUCCAAUUGCUGUUACUUGGAGCGGUGCAUACUCAUCGUCCGUUUGAAUGAAUUGCUGUGGAGACGACGUCUUUCUCAGGUAGUUGAUGAAGGGCUUCUAAUAAUUUGCGGGAAUGAGAUGUUGUGAUUUUUAAGGUAGUUGGAUCAGAUUGUUGUGGUUUGGUAUGUUUAUCAUGUUGAGAUUAAAACACACUAUACAUGUCUCAUUUGACUGAUAUAAAGGGUAUGUCAUGCUGAACGAGAUCAAUAUGACAGCAUUGCACCUAGAUGAAUUUGCUGAAAAUAUGUAUAUGGCAGUCCGUAAUACUAAGGACAUUUGAAUUUUUCAUGCCUUUUGUGGCGUAUCUCUCACUGAUGUCAAUUGGUGCCUGAUGGAGCCGUGGACUCUCAUCAUCCAUUUGAGUUGCAUUCGGGUGUUUCUGUGGAACACAUCAUUCACAGGUUAUAGAUUUAUUUAAGUCUCUUGUAAUUAUCUGUAAGCUUAUUGCCUUAUUUGAAAAACUACUAAAAUACGUUAUUGGUAUGCUGUUUCUUGCAAGUGUGCUCGGAACAACUUUGAAGUAGUUGAUGGGAGGGCUUCUAAUAAAUUAUGGGGCUAAAUUAGGAUCUGUGACAUGAGAUGUGAUUUGUAAGAUUGUUGGUUCAGAUUAUUGUGGUUCUACGUAUUUAUCAUGUUAAAAUUAAAAACACACAACACAUGCCUCAUGCGAUAUGUAAGGGUAUGUCAUGGUAAACAAGAUGUAUAUGGUGUUAUUUU